This is a messenger RNA of Dendronephthya gigantea, 4193 nucleotides long. RefSeq names its product extracellular calcium-sensing receptor-like. Gene Ontology annotation, biological process: regulation of synaptic transmission, glutamatergic; G protein-coupled glutamate receptor signaling pathway. Bases 1150 to 3843 code for a protein of 897 amino acids. NCBI's taxonomy places the organism in Eukaryota, Metazoa, Cnidaria, Anthozoa, Malacalcyonacea, Nephtheidae. Gene Ontology annotation, molecular function: adenylate cyclase inhibiting G protein-coupled glutamate receptor activity. The record is from RefSeq and is a predicted model, not a curated record. The transcript has 6 exons. Gene Ontology annotation, cellular component: membrane.
AUGAACAACUCGUGGCCUCACUAGCUUAUGUAAGCAAUGCAUAUAAGUUUUUUGUCUCAUUUAUUAGUCCAGACUUUAGUGUUUAUUCUCAACUUGUAUUGGUUUAAACCGCAUGACCUUUUGCUAAAAGUUGAAACUCGCUUGUAUAUUGAAUUUAAACAUUAAUAUAUGUCGAAAAUUCGUCAAUAAAGUAAGUGAAAAACUUUGAUUUUAAGCUACACGUAUAUAGGCAAAUGUAGGUGCAAAGUACACAAAGGAUUUUACAUAUAAAAGUUGUUUAAUCAUGUAUUUCUGAUAGGCUUACACAGAUAUCAGGGGAUGAGUUGAAAUGAGACUUUAUUGGCAUCAUAUAGCACUUCGGCAAAUAUAUAUUGACGACCUAAGCUAGUAUGUGUCCCCAUUUAUAAUCAUGACUAUCUCAGUAUUCUGCAUGUUAAUUACCAAUUAUAAAUCGGCAAUAUAUAUGCAUGGGUUAACCAUGGUGAUUGGAGUAUUUUCUUACCAAUGUGUUAAAUGCGUAUAAAUAUUUUGGCAAAUGUUAAUCAAGAUUUUAGACGGCGAGUCAACACGAAUCAGUCUUGUGUUUGAGUCAUCAAAGAAUAGCAAAUAAAGGAAGUGAAUGUUUUGGAAAGACGAAAAACGGAAGCAUGGUUGCUCACACACAAUGACUCAAUAUUUAAAUGUACUGGAAGAAAGGUCAGCCUAGCUGUCUCUCACAUUUACGAUAAGUUUCAUUUGCUGAUUAUUCUAGAUCUUUGCAUCACAUGUUCUGAAUAAUCUUGCAUCAGCUUGAAGGACAAAUUAAGAGAAUUGAGAGAUUCAUAGAUGAAUUUGUUUUUCAUUUCGGCAGAUCGUUCGACUUUCAUUUGCUUUACAAUAUUAAAACUAUAACGAAAACUGAAAAUUCUUGAAAAUUGAAAGGGUUUUUUCUUUAUUCGUUCAACGUUAUCCUCAAGUUUAUAGUUUUGUAUGAUUUUUGACACGAAGAAAAUCAUUGAUACAGACACAUCUUGUGCAAUAUUUAACCACGCUCUAUUCCAUCCAUCCAUCACAUUGUGUGAAGAUAUUAAAAUAUACAGCACCUGCUUUGGAAAUCAUCGCGGCAAAGAUUAGCAUCACGAACGAUGACCGCUUCUAGAGCGUUCUGACAUGAAGAUACUUAGCGUCCUUGUUCCUUUCCUACUUUUUCUCAACCUAACGUCAAGCAAACCCCUCAGCAAAGAUGUCGAGCCCCCGACACGUUUGUUCAGUAAUGGCGAUCUCAAUAUUGGCGCGCUCGUCCCAGUUCAUCUCCAACGAUUCAACGAGACGCUCUGUGAGAUCUACGACCGUCGUUUCUCGUACAUUCGUUCACGAGAUGGAACGGUCCAGUGUUAUAAGCUCAACGUAGCUGGCGUCAUGUGGAGUGAGGCGAUUCGUUUCUCUGUGGAAACAGCCAAUAAACACUUCUUUUCUCGUUGGAAUUUUACUCUCGGCUAUGACAUCCGCGACUCAGUCAACAACGUCGAUGUUGCCUCAGAUGCUGCGUUAGAUUUCUCGUUGCAGCGGAAACGGCUUGAAGUGAACGAUAACAGUUCGCGUGAGUGCGCGUGUAACGUGAGCACCACCGUGCCUUACGUGGUCGCGCUAAUCGGUGGAGCACGUUCCGAAAUCUCGCAACGCGUGAACACUAUCGUCGGAACAUCCUCGCUACCUCAAAUAAGCUAUUCCAGCACCAGCGUCACGCUGAGCGACAAAAAAACUUACAAAACAUUUUUUCGGACGAUACCACCUGAUAAUUUCCAGGCUCGUGCGAUGGUUGAUAUCGUCAAGACGUAUGGCUGGUCUUACGUCGCCACUGUGGCAACGGACGAAGCCUAUGGCCGGCGAGGAAUCGAGGGCUUCCAUGAGGAAGCGAGGAAAAAGAAAAUCUGCAUCUCUACGCAGCGUUUAUUUCAUUUCAACAUCAGCUCACCGGAGACUAAGAGAGAAAUCAAGGACAUAGUCCGUGAAUUGAAAGCGGACACCAAAACCAAUGUCAUCGUGUUGUUCUGCGAACGACCGCGUGCCGUUGCGAUCCUGACUGAGGCUCAAGCACAAGGCAUGACGGGAAAAACGUGGAUUGCAACGGAGGAUUGGGGAUUUAGCGAGAGGAUUUACGAUUUCAAUUUUGCAACAGUCGGUGGGGUUUUGGGUGUGGUGACCCACGCAACCCCACUUGAAAUAUUCGAAGACUACCUGGCACGUCUCACCCCCAAAAACUCGAAUCAUAGCUACUGGCUCUUGGAGUACUAUCGACAGCAGAGCUGUAAAACGGGCGAGAAAGAUUGUAAAAUAGAUCCAUCUCUAAACGCGGCUAUGAUGCAUAGGAAUAAGGCAUCCUAUGUCAUGGAUGCUGUUUACACAGUAACGCUGUCUUUGGUAGACCAUUUCAGCUGGUGUAGCGAGCAAGGUUUAGACAAGGAACAUUGUCUGAAAGAACUUAAUCUGAAGAAAUUGAGAGAAUACAUGUUAAAAGUCAAUGCUCUUGGUGCCAGUGCUAGACACCUCAGCUAUGACAAGGCUGGAAAUCCUGCAGAUGUUUACUACAAUAUUAGCAAUCUUCAACCAGAUCCAAGCGCUCCAAAAGGAAAAAGAUUCGUCCACGUUGGAAGUUGGGUGAACGAAGUCCUGAGCAUCACUCGUCCUAUCUACUGGAACGGCGGAAAGAACGCCACCCCCGUCUCUGUCUGCUCGGUACCCUGCCCCCCUGGGCACUACUUUGUAAAAGGGGACGUGUCGUGCUGUUGGAAAUGCGUGCUCUGCCCCGGAGGAACGUUUAAAAUUGCCACGGGGAACAAGGAGUGCGAUCUGUGCCCGAACGGGUACACCUCGGACUCAAAUCGUACGCGAUGCGUGCGCAUACCUGAGGAGUUUAUCCACUGGGACUCGGUGACGUCUGCGGUACUGGUGUCGCUCUCCCUCUUCGGCGUCCUUGUAACCAUUUUCAUGUUUGGAGUGUAUUUCAAGUACCGUAAAACCCCAAUUGUCAAGGCCUCCUCAAGAUACCCCUCGUUGAUGCUCCUUAUUUCAGUAGCUUUCCUGUUUGCGUUACCAUUUCUCUACAUCGGACGCCCAAACCUCGCCGUCUGUCACCUUCAACCAAUCGCGUUUGGCCUUCUCAUGACUCUUGCAAGUUCCUUAGUGCUGACGAAGACGUUUCGACUGAUUCAGAUUUUCAACAACGUCGUGGCAAACCUUCGCGAUAAGCCCUUAGUCACAGUGAAAACUCAAUUCAUUAUGGUGGCUGUGAUCGUCAUCUUGGAGGGUAUCAUGAUCGCCGUGUUCCUCGACCGCAGACCGAUCAUGGUGAAUACCGUCGUCGAAGAUGCCGCGGUACCUAUCGACUGCGGUUCGUCCGCGAAGGAUCUCCACACGGCUGUGCUACUGUAUAACUGGAUCUUGGCAAUCAUCUGCGCGAUCAUGGCCUUCCGAGCACGUUCUCUCCCGGCAAACUUCAGCGAAGCUCGUCUCAUCUCUUUCGCAAUGUUUACGUACUCGGUGAUAUGGCUGUCGUUCCUCAUCGUUUUCUCUGGCAGCUUCAUCAACCAGUUCUCGACGUAUAUUUCCGUCUGUAUUUUAGCGACGGGCCUGGAUCUAGUCGUUUGUAUGUUCGCGCCAAAGAUAUUCGUGAUCUUAUUCAAGCCGGAGCUAAACGAGAUGCAUGUGGUUCGCGCCGAUAUCUACCGCUACACGAUGAAGCAACGCGCACGUUCACACACGCCAAACCCAGAGAGCAGCGAGAGCGAACUAACCAGGGCCCAGCUUGAAGGCUCGUUACCACGACCAAAGUCUGGGCAUAUCUUGCAAGAAUCCAAAUUGUAGCCUUUGAAUAUAUCGUGGGGAAACUUAUGCUUUCAUCGCAACUUGGAAGUGCACGUACUCAGAUAUAGGAAAGGCUCACAAUGUUCAUUCUGAUAAAAUCGGACAAGCUAGAGCCAGUCAAGAGCUUGUUAAAAUCUGGCAAGAACCAAUGCAUGUCGUUCAACUAAUUCUUUUUUUUGUGCUGAACCAACUUGUAAAGACUGCUGUUCUCUCAUCUGUCUGUUUUAAACGGCGUUGUUAAACUAGCAAUAGUUAGUAUUUAUAUUUUCUUUUCUUUGUAACUGGUAUAGCUAAUCUUUGGUUCUGUGGGUGAUGUUUUGGUCAAUAAAAUUCCUAUUUUCCAAACACUA